AUGGACCAGCGCCCCAGAGGGACUCAGCGCCAGCUGCUGAGCAGGUACGUCGUCGAGCCGCAGCAGCUAAGUGACGUCCCCAAGCCCUCACGCUGGGAGGAGAGGGUGUUGAACAUGCAGGCAGGGGGGAUCGGGCAGUCGAACAGCUCGGCACGACCCGACUUCGGGAACAAAUCUCUGCUGGACUCUUGGGGGCUGAGCGGGGAUGAUGCGGCCUCCGUCCCGGCGGACGGGAUCUUCGGCCUGCGGAUCCUCAUCUCCAGCGUCUACUUGGUGGUGUGCGCCGUGGGGCUGCUGGGCAAUUCCAUGGUCAUGUACUUGGUCCGGGCCCGGAAGGGCAGGCCGGCCUCCGCCAUAGACGUCUUCGUCUUCGGCCUGGCGCUGGCCGACUUCCACUUCGCCCUGACCCUGCCCUUCUGGGCGGUGGAGACGGCCCUGGACUUCACUUGGCCCUUCAGCAAUGCCAUGUGCAAGCUGGUCCUCACCUUGACCGUCCUGAGCGUCUACGCCAACGUCUUCCUGCUCACCACCAUGAGCGUCACCCGCUACUGUUCCGUGGCCUCCGCCGUCAGGCCCGGCCUCAAGCUGACCGCCAACCUGGCCAAGUGGAUCACCGUGGCUCUUUGGGCCGUGGCCUUGGCAGCCACCGUACCCACCGCCAUCUUUGCCACGGUGACAGAUGUGGUCGGGGUGGAGUUGUGCCUGCUCAAGUUCCCCACCAACCGGUGGCUGGGGGUGUAUCACCUCCAGAAAGUGUUGGUGGCCUUCGUGCUGCCCUUGGUCAUCAUCUUGGCCUCCUACCUGCUGCUCCUCAGUUUCCUCCAACAGCACCGGGUCAACGCCAACAACCCCAGGCGGCAGAGCCAGAUCGCCACGUCCGUCUGGCUCGUGGUCACCUCCUUCUUCGUCUGCUGGUUCCCCAACCACGUGGUGACCUUCUGGGGAGCCCUGGUGAAGUUCGGGGCUGUCCCCUGGGACGAGACCUUCUACUUCCUCCACACCUACAUCUUCCCCCUCACCACUUGCCUGGCCCACAGCAACAGCUGCCUCAACCCUGUCGUCUACUGCCUGAUGCGGAGGGAGUUCCGCAGGGCUUUGAAAGAUGCUUUCUUGAGCUUCCUGGCCCAGGCUUCCUCCUACCUGCCUUCCUCCACCGGCCAGGCAAGGGACGAGGGCACCACCCAGGUGGCACUGCCCUUGCACCGGAGGGGCAGCCCCAGCGGCCUACAGGUGGCAGAGAAGGAAUGCGCCCUGCUAUCCACCACCGUCACCAUCGUGCCUGAGCUGAGAGCCGAGGAGGCCAGCCCGCAGGGCGAGUGCAUCCCACAAAAGCCCCAGAGCCAAGCGAACCUCUUCCCUGCUGACGACCGGUCUGAUGAGCCGGAUGGCGCCUGCAUUCGAGUUUAG
This is a messenger RNA of Terrapene triunguis (Three-toed box turtle), 1407 nucleotides long. It is a transcript of the gene RXFP4, whose product is annotated as relaxin family peptide/INSL5 receptor 4. The transcript is spliced from 4 exons. Gene Ontology annotation, biological process: immune response; G protein-coupled receptor signaling pathway. Gene Ontology annotation, molecular function: G protein-coupled receptor activity. The record is from RefSeq and is a predicted model, not a curated record. Bases 1 to 1407 code for a protein of 468 amino acids. Gene Ontology annotation, cellular component: membrane. NCBI's taxonomy places the organism in Eukaryota, Metazoa, Chordata, Testudines, Emydidae.